AUGUCAGCACAAGUACAAGCACAAGUUCAAGCUAUACAAGAACAAAUCAUUAAAGCAAGAGAAGAGUUUCAAACUCAUGAAAAAGAAUUACAAAAGAUAGCACAAGCUAGAACAACAUUAUUGACACAACAAAAUGAGAAUGAACUUGUAAAGAAAGAAUUUGAUUUGUUGGAUAGUGAAGCUAAUAUCUACAAGUUGAUAGGUCCUGUAUUAUUUAAACAAUCAAAAACAGAAGCUGAAACAACUAUUGCUGCUCGUUUAGAUCUAAUUACAAAGAAUUUGAAACAAGUAGAAACAAACUAUAAAGAUACAGAAAAGAAAGCACUUGAUCAAAGAAAUAAGAUUUUUGAAUUACAAAACAAGAUAAAGACAAUUGCUGCUCAAGUUCAACAACAACAACAACAACAGCAACAACAACAACAACAACAAUAA
This is a messenger RNA of Heterostelium album PN500, 432 nucleotides long. RefSeq names its product prefoldin beta-like domain containing protein (gene pfdn6). Gene Ontology annotation, biological process: protein folding; chaperone-mediated protein complex assembly. The record is from RefSeq and is a predicted model, not a curated record. Gene Ontology annotation, molecular function: protein-folding chaperone binding. Gene Ontology annotation, cellular component: prefoldin complex; cytoplasm. The coding region runs from base 1 to 432 and encodes 143 amino acids. Lineage: Eukaryota; Evosea; Eumycetozoa; Acytosteliales; Acytosteliaceae. The transcript is spliced from 4 exons.